Messenger RNA from Sphenostylis stenocarpa, 1533 nucleotides. The record is from the annotation of a GenBank genome assembly. Lineage: Eukaryota; Viridiplantae; Streptophyta; Magnoliopsida; Fabales; Fabaceae.
AUGGAAACCUGGUUCACUCUCACUAUUAUGUGCCUUUGCCUUUGGCUGAUUUUCAAAUUCACACGUAAUGUCCUCUUUUCUCCCCUCCCUCCGGGGCCUCCCAAAUGCAACUUUACAUUGCUACGACGAUACCUCACUGACCCCAAAUCCAUUCUUCAGAAACUCCUUGCAAUAUAUGGUCCAAUCUUCACUGUUCACGUUGGUUAUUUUCACACUGAUAUUUUCAUCGCAGAUCGCUUCCUUGCACACCAAGCUUUGAUCCAACAAGGCACCAUCUUCGCUGAUCGCCCCAAGGCCAAUCCCACCAACAAGGUUAUUAGUUGCAACCAACACGACAUUCUUUUCAGCUUCUAUGGCCCCAAAUGGCGCCUUCUUAGGCGCAACCUCACUUCAAGAAUCCUUCACCACUCACAGGUUAAGUCCUAUGCACAUGCACGCAAAUGGGUCUUAGAGAUGCUCCUAGAAGGCCUUAUAUCUGAUUCUGAUGCCGACAACCCAAAAAGGGUCAUUGACCACUUUCAAUAUGCCAUGUUUUCUUUGCUGGUUUUGAUGUGCUUUGGUGACAAACUCGAUGAGAAGCAAAUAAAGGAAAUUGAGGACAGUCAACGUGACAUGCUUGUGAGCUAUGCUAGAUACAGUGUCUUGAACUUUUGGCCACCAGUUACUAGGAUUUUGUUCUGGAAGAGGUGGAAGGAGUUCUUGCAGAAGCGGAGAGACCAAGAUGCUGUGUUGAUUCCUCACAUCAAUGCUCGAAGGAAAGCUAAGGAAGAGAGAGUAAGCAAUGGCUCAAGUCAGUCGAGUGAGUUUGUUUUGUCAUAUGUGGACACUUUGUUGGAUUUGCAAAUGUUGGAGGAUGGGGAGGGGAUCAAGCUUGAUGAUGGUAAAAUUUGCACCUUAUGUUCGGAGUUUCUGAAUGCUGGAUCAGAUACAACUUCAACUGCAUUGGAAUGGAUCAUGGCAAAUUUGGUUAAAUGCCCCGAAAUCCAAGAAAGGGUUGUGGAGGAAAUUAGAGGGGUGAUGGUCAGUAGAGAGGAUAGGAAAGUGAAGGAGGACGAUUUGCAUAAAUUGCCUUAUCUCAAGGCUGUGAUUUUGGAGGGGUUGAGGCGUCACCCUCCAUUACACUUUGUGGCUCCUCAUAGGGUAACUAAGGAUGUUGUUUUAGAUGGUUACUUGGUGCCUACCUAUGCCUCAGUGAAUUUCUUGGUGGCCGAGAUAGGGAGGGACUCAACAGCUUGGGAUGACCCCAUGGCCUUUAAGCCAGAGAGGUUCAUGAACAUUGGGGACCAAAAUGGAGGCACAACUUUUGACAUAAUGGGAAGUAAAGAGAUAAAGAUGAUGCCGUUUGGGGCAGGGAGGAGAAUGUGUCCUGGCUAUGCUUUGGCAAUACUGCACUUGGAGUACUUUGUGGCCAAUUUUGUUUGGAAUUUUGAGUGGAAGGCCGUGGAUGGGGACCAUGUUGAUCUGUCAGAGGAGCUGCAAUUCACAACAGUAAUGAAGAAUCCUUUGAAGGUUCAUAUAUUACCUAGGCAAUAG